AUGUCUCUCAAGCCUCUCGCCCUCUGGACCCUCCGGGGCCACGCCGGCACGCCGAACCCGUGGAAGGUUCUCAUGAUCCUUGAAGAGCUCAAGCUUCCCUACGAGACUAAAUCGGUCGAUGUUGACGACCUAAAGAAGGAACCCUACGAGUCUAUCAAUCCCAACGGUCGUGUUCCCACUCUCGAAGAUCCGAAUACCGGAACCACUAUCUGGGAAUCUGGCGCCAUCCUCGAAUACCUAGUGGACACAUACGACAAGCAACGUACCAUUAGCUUCGCCGCUACCUCGAAGGAGUACUAUGAAAGCAAGCAGUGGCUUCACUACCAGAUGUCCGGACAGGGUCCGUACUUCGGGCAGGCUACCUGGUUUACGGUCUACCACCCCGAGAAGGUGCCCAGUGCGGUCGAGCGCUAUGUUAACGAGAUUCGUCGUGUUUCGGGGGUGCUCAAUCAAUCACUCCAGAACAGGGAGUACCUCGUCGGCAGGUACAGCUAUGUUGACGCUGCUUUUGUGCCAUGGUUCGAGGUUGCUGCGCUCUUUUGGUCGAAGGAAAUGGAUCUCGGGCAGAACUUCCCACAUGUUCACGCCUGGUUGCACCGUAUCAAGGCUCGGCCAGCUAUUGCUAAGACUAUUGAUGAUAAGGAGAUGGCUGCAGCUGCAGCUGCGGCUAAAGCGAAAUAA
This is a messenger RNA of Penicillium griseofulvum, 681 nucleotides long. Its product is annotated as glutathione S-transferase family protein. The record is from RefSeq and is a predicted model, not a curated record. Bases 1 to 681 code for a protein of 226 amino acids. The transcript has a single exon. Lineage: Eukaryota; Fungi; Ascomycota; Eurotiomycetes; Eurotiales; Aspergillaceae.